Messenger RNA from Trichoderma citrinoviride, 564 nucleotides. RefSeq names its product riboflavin kinase. Gene Ontology annotation, cellular component: mitochondrion. The coding region runs from base 1 to 564 and encodes 187 amino acids. Gene Ontology annotation, biological process: riboflavin biosynthetic process; FMN biosynthetic process. Gene Ontology annotation, molecular function: riboflavin kinase activity. The transcript has 2 exons. NCBI's taxonomy places the organism in Eukaryota, Fungi, Ascomycota, Sordariomycetes, Hypocreales, Hypocreaceae. The record is from RefSeq and is a predicted model, not a curated record.
AUGUCGUCCUCCUCGUCCCGCCCCGAAGUCGUAGGCAUGGAAUCCGGCCCCGAGCCGCCCUACCCAUACAAGAUGGAGGGCAAGGUCAUUUCCGGCUUCGGCCGCGGCUCCAAAGAGCUCGGCAUCCCAACCGCCAACCUCCCCGUCGACGACGCCCUCACCCCCUGGAUCUCCAACGUCCCCUCCGGCGUCUACUUUGGCUGGGCCUCCCUCGCCCUGCCCGCCGACCACCCCGACCGCCCCCCCUCAGACAGCAACGGUUCUUCUUCCAUCGCCGUCUUCCCCAUGGUCAUGUCCAUCGGCUACAACCCCUUCUACAAAAACACCGUCCGCAGCGCAGAGGUCCACAUCCUGCACUCCUUCGCCAGGGACUUUUACGACGCCCACAUGCGGCUGCUCAUCCUCGGCUUCAUCCGCGAGGAAAAGGACUACGACAGCCUCGAGGCGCUGAUCCGGGACAUCAACAUCGACUGCGACGUCGCCAAGAGGAGUUUGGGCAGGGAGGGGUGGAGGUGGGAUAAGGGCGCCAAGGAGGAUGCUGAGUGGUUCGUGAAGCCUUUAUAG